AUGAUUGAAGAUUUAGGUCUAAGCGAGCACGUAUCACCUAUAAAAGCAGACCAUCCAGCAGCCAAAAACAGAAUGAUAUAUGUAAACAAACACUUGCACGUCCUACCAUCAUCUGUAAUGAGCGUCUUGAAAACCAACGAACCGUUCUCCAAACCAUUAAUUUACGCACUCUUUAAAGAUAUUAAAUCACCACACAAAGCCCUAUCUGAUGACUCCAUCUACAAUUUUGUUGAACGUAGAUUUGGUAAAGAAAUAGCUGAUUAUGGCAUAUCGCCUAUGAUUUGUGGUAUUUGCGCAGGAGAUGCUAAAGAAAUAUCUGUCAAGUUUCUUAUGAAGACAUUGUUUGAAUGGGAGCAGAUUCAUGGGGGAGUUAUUAAGGGGUUGAUGAAAUCCAUGUUCAAUUCCAAACUCGAUGAAAAUUUGGAAUUAAGUGCUUUAGCAAAAAAAGCACAGGAAGAGAAAUGGAAUGUGUACACAAUUAAAGGUGGACUGGAAACAUUCCCAGCAUCAUUGCAAGACUAUUUAUUGGAAAACAAAGUAGAUAUUAAUAAACUGAAUAAAAUUGAAGAAAUUAAAUUUAUUGAUUCUGGAACUGUACAAUUAAAAAACGCUGAGGGUGUCAAAGUUACCGCUAGUCAUGUUUAUUCCUCAAUACCGGCUCAUGCUCUAGCUCAUCUAAUUGAGAAGCAGCAUCCAGAUCUAGCAAAAGACUUAAAAGAAAUUCCAUUUGUGACAGUAGGGAUAGUCAACUUAUAUUUUAAUUCAUCAAAAGAACUGAUUCAACCUGCAUUUGGUUUUCUGGUACCGCCUAUUGAGAACUCUCCAAUUUUAGGAGUUGUCUUUGAUUCUUGUUGCAUGCCAGAUCAGAAUGGCACUGUUUUAACUGCCAUGCUCGGUGGCAGAUGGUUUGAAGAGAAGUUUGGUAAAAAUAUAUCAAACGAGAAACUUCUGGAUAUUGCGUUAAAGGAAGUAGUCAGGAUAUUGAAUAUAAAAGAAGAACCCACCGCACAUAAUGUAAACAUCUUGAGACAAUGCAUACCUCAGUAUAUAGUAGGUCACUAUGAGAGAGUUGAUAAAAUAAGACAGUACAUUCAAGAUCAUAAUCUGCCGAUAUCCCUGAUAGGAAGUAGUUACGAUGGAGUAGGUAUAAAUGAUGUAAUAUAUUCCGCUAAGACACAAGUUAUGGGCCAAACGUACUGUAAGAAUGUGCAUGUUGAAACAUAG
Arctia plantaginis is the source of this 1224-nucleotide messenger RNA. The record is from the annotation of a GenBank genome assembly. Lineage: Eukaryota; Metazoa; Arthropoda; Insecta; Lepidoptera; Erebidae.